Acanthocheilonema viteae is the source of this 690-nucleotide messenger RNA. The record is from the annotation of a GenBank genome assembly. NCBI's taxonomy places the organism in Eukaryota, Metazoa, Nematoda, Chromadorea, Rhabditida, Onchocercidae.
AUGAGGGAUUCAUUAUCAUGUUCAUGUUCUCAGUCUUAUGUAAAAACAUAUAUGGUAAAGGAUAAGAUCGCAGUGCUGAAAGAGUCAAUCAUCGAUGAUUUUUCCUUAUUGAUGUUCAAAAGUUUAGAUGAUUUACAGGACGAGCUAAAAGCUGUCAAAGCAAAGGAAGAAGCCGAAGAGAAACGGCGUAGAUAUGAAGAAAAUGUACGGUUGGGCUUGAUUAAGAAGAAAGGCCGGAAAAGCAAGGCCCAAUUAGAAAAAGAGCGAAAACUGGAGAGGAGGCGUUUGCGACGGGAGAAAAAAGAACAGCGACGAAGAGAUCGUAGGGAACGCCGAGAACGUGAAGCACGAGAAGGAACCAGCGUUGACAGUGAGGAGCGGCGGCUACGGAGGGAAAGAAAGCGUGAGCGCAAGGAACGACGUGAACGUGAAUUGAUUGGUGAUGAUAAAUUGGAAAAAAAGGAACGGAAGCGGAAACUGAAGGAUCCGAAUGCUGCCAAAAAGCCAGCCAGACAUCCGGGUGAAGAAGGUGGGGGAGUAGAGGGGAUGGAUCGAAUUUCCCCUCUUCCUUGCCCAGCAUAUCCACCUCCACAUCUUAAAUCCUGUAUGUUGCUGCUGCUGCUGCUGCUGCUGCAAGUACUUGUUGGUGCCACCGCCGCUUUGCCGGGCCGGCCAAAGGAGCCGCAGUGA